GUCAUAAUAGCGGUGGGAAGAAGGCAGCAGUGCUGAGGACUAGGAGAGCGGUCAAAGUGCACGGAGAGGCCGAGGGCCGUUUACAUCGUCUGUCAAAACAUUAGCGCAGCGGCUGUGGCUGGGAUGUGAAAGGCAGCAUGAGCGUGAAGGCCUUCGAGCUGGUGCCUGCUGUGGAACGGGAACAGUUGGCUGGCGAGAAGCUGCGCAUCGGUGUUGAGUGCAUUGAAUGCUGUGGCCAGCACCUGUACGUGGGCACCAACGAUGGCUUCAUCCAUCACUUCCUGCUGGAGGAGCGCACCACAGCUAAAGGACAGCUGUCCUUCAGCUCGCAGAAGCUCCUACACAAACAACUAGGCCUCAAAAAGCCGCCGUCUGAGCUGAAAGCUGCCUCGGCUCUGGAGCGCCUCAUCGUCUUGUGUGAUGGAGUCAUCUUGCUGGUGGAUAUGGUCACUCUGGAACCGGUGGUAUCCGGAGGGACCAAGCUUAAAAGCGUGACUGUGUUCUGUGUUAACGAGAACCCGGUGACAGCCGAGCCUUUCUGCGUGGAGAUGGUGGUGGCAUCCGCACGGCGCCGUGCUGUACACAUUUGCACUGUGCAUGAGGAUCGUGUCCAGAUCCUGAAGGAAGUGGCCACUCCCGAUCAGCCAUGCGAUCUGAGCGUGGACGGUUACUUCCUGUGCCUGGCCCUUCCCACACGGUAUGUGAUUCUGAACUAUGGCUCAGGGGCCUCGCAGGAUCUAUUCCCCUACGACAGCGAGGAGAGGAAGCCCAUUGUCAAAAGGAUUGGCAGGGAGGAGUUUCUCCUGGCUGCACCAGGUGGCCUCGGGAUGUUUGCUAACGCUGAGGGCAUCUCCCAGCGUGCUCCAGUCAAGUGGUCUGAGAAUGUGAUUGGCGCAGCCGUAUGUUUCCCAUAUGUGGUGGCUCUGGACGAGGGCUUUGUAACAGUUCACAGCAUGCUGGAUCAGCAGCUCAAGCAGACGUUGUCAUUCAGAGGAGGACGCAUCCUGCAGCAUUUUGAAGGGAAAGUGGUGUUGGCUUCCACAAAGGCUGUGUAUGUGCUGGUGCCUCAGCCUCUGGAACAACAGAUCCAGGACCUGUUGGCAGGACAUCGCGUGGAGGAGGCACUGACCCUGACUGAAGGUGCACAGAGAAACAUUCCUAAAGACAAGUUUCAGAUAUUACACAAAAGAAUUCUCCAGCAGGCGGGAUUCAUCCAGUUUGGCCAGCUUCAGUUUUCUGAAGCUAAAGAGCAUUUUAGGAAGGGGCAGCUAGACAUACGUGAGCUGAUCUCACUGUGCCCGUUGCUGCUGCCUGCCUCAUCGUCGUUCACACGGUGCCAUCCACCACUACAUGAGUUCGCUGAUCUGAACCAUCUGGCGCAGGGUGAUCAGGAGAAGGUGCAGCACUGCAAGCGUUUCCUCAUCAGCUACUUGCGUGAGGUGCGUGCUAGUGAAAGUGCCAAUGGCUUCAGGCAGGACGUGGACACCGCACUGCUGAAGCUCUAUGCCGAGGCGGGUCACGAGGGCUUGCUGGAGCUGCUGGCCUCUGACAACUCUUGCCUGCUGGCUGACAGCGCACCCUGGCUGGAGAAACACCACAGGUACUUUGCACUUGGGCUCCUGUAUCACUACCAUGGCCAGGAUGCUGCUGCUCUACAGUUGUGGGUUCGAGUUGUCAAUGGGGACCUCCAAGACUCCACACAUGCUGAUCUGUUUGAGUAUGUUGUGAACUUCCUGAGCUCCUGCAAGAACCCAGAUCUUGUAUGGAAGUAUGCAGACUGGGCCUUACAAAAGGACCAGAAGCUUGGAGUCCGGAUCUUCACUAAGAGACCGGUUUGUAAAGGGCAGACCAGGCAGCUGAAUCCAGACGAAGUGAUCACGUACCUACAGAAGCACAACCAGGCUCUAAUUCUGUACCUGGAACAUGUGGUUCUAGAGAGGCAUUUACAGAAAGAGAAGUACCACACACACCUAGCUGUGCUGUAUGCCGACCGAGUGCUCACUCUGGUCUCUCGAACUUCAACCACAGAGGAGCAGCUCUCUUCAGCCCGACAGAAACUGCAGAGAUUGCUGAGGGAGUCCAACCUGUAUAGAGUCCAGCUGCUACUAGGUAAACUGCAGGACUCUGAGCUGCUGCUAAUGGAGAGAGCGACACUACAUGGCAAGCUGGAGGAGCACGAUAAAGCACUACAUAUCUUGGUGCACCAGCUGAAGAACUCUGCAGCUGCACAGGAAUAUUGCACAUGGGCAUCUGAGGCUCAUGAUCACAAAAACCGCGGGGAAAUUUUCCAUCAGCUGCUACGUGUUUAUUUGGACCCGGAUGUGCCUGGAGGGCCACAGACUGUGGAAGCUGUAGACUUGCUGAACCACCAUGCUGAUGUUUUUAAUGCUCCAAAGGUUUUGGAACUUCUCCCUGAGGCAUGGUCUCUGCCAUUGCUCCGCCCCUUCCUGUGCGGGGCUGUGAGGGCCAGCAUGCACGCUCACCGCACCUCCCAGAUUGCACUGGGGCUUGCGAGAGCGGAGAACCUGCAGCUGCACCAUGACAGGCUGAAGUGUCGAGGAGGUCCAAUCAUUGUGUCGGAAAAAAAGGGAUGCCACCUGUGCCACAACACUUUCAGCGAGCCAGACUGUGUGUGCCUGCCCGGUGGCACACCUGUUCACACACACUGUGCCACCCAGAAACUUAAGGGUUCGCCCACAAAGCGACAAAUAGACCACGCCCACACCAGCAAUCACACAUGAACGUUGCAGGAGGUGAAACGCACUGCAGGGGGCAUCUGCUGAUCCUGGGCCUGGACGACUAAGGGCACCUGGGUGGACACGGGCGUAAGGACAGAAAGAGAGGGAGGACGAGGAACGAGAAUGAGAACGCUGAGAGCACUUGGCUUCAGAGAUGAGUUAAAGCAUGGGUGUGGCUUGGGAGAAAGACAGAAUUUUCAUUCGAGUGAAUGUGUGUGUGUGUGUGAGGGGAAUCUGAGAAAUGUACGGUAUGUUGAUGAAAUGCUAUUUAUUCAUGUUCCUUGCUUCCAAUUUUUGCAUUAGUACCACAGAUCAUGUUUAGCUGGUUGACUGGACUGGGUAACACAAAAGUGGAAUGGUAUGACCUUAAAAAAAAAAAAAAGCAGCCAUUCCAUUGAGUCUGCUAUACUAUAUUGUUAUAACACUAACAAAGUUUUGUUGGCAAUCGAUUCUGUUCGUUAACAACUUGUACUUUCUGAUCUAAUAGCGGAUCACUGUAUCAUUACAUCGUUAUAUCUGACGAUCAAACACUCAGAAGUUGGUUUCCUGUAAGCAAAAACCACAUGGUUGUACUUUAUAGACAAGUAUGUAUUUUGCUUUUAGAUUUUCAUCGACAGAACACCAAAGUUGCUCUUUAUGUCUGUGCCAACAGGGAAACGCUUAUUUAGGAAACAGAUGUCCUUGCAAGAUAUGUGUCCACAUUAAAAAUAGUUAUUCGGAUGAAUGUGAAUCAUAAAUGCUUGCUUAAAGCUAUGUUAUUUACAUGAAGACCUAAGGGUGGUAAAUCAGCACCAGGCAAUUAGGUUGAAAGAAUGAACAGUGUGAAUGCAUCAUGCUCACGUUCUUUGUCCUUCGGCCCACACGAACGUAAAAACCUUCUAUUCACAUGACUUUUUAUUGCCUCCCAUUAGAUUCCUGUCCAAUGCACAGUUCUAGUCUCAAACAGAUUUCUGGCAAGCUUUUUUUUUUUUUUUAAUUUUAAAAAGUGUGCCUGUAUUUGUACCGGUUUAGAACACAUUGCUAAUUUCUGAUAAUGUAUACAUAUUUGGUUACAUGCCUCGUAGAUGUGUGAUAAGCACAAAUCAAGAACCAUAUUUGUAAUUUCUCUUGUUCUGAACCCCAAUCCCUACUCACUAGCUAUCUUUCCCUUAACAUGCUUCCUGAGAGACACGUGAAGCCAGUGCAUGUUUCUGAACGGCUGCUCGUGCCGGAGAACAAGGCAGAUGAACACACUUGUCGGAGAACUGUCCGCCCAUGAACAGUUUUGGCCAAACAAACUGCAGAUACUUCUCAUCUCAUAAGAACAUUUCUCAAGUCUUUUGUUUGAGCUGGGAGUCUUAUAAAUGCGAAGCUGUGACUAAUUUAAUUUAGAUUUUUUUUAAAGGUAUUGAAUAGCAUAAGAUUCAGGUCUCCCAAGAUUAUGACUUGCAGUCUGUAAGUUUUUGAAUAUAUUUUGUGACAUGCAUAUGGCGACUGGGAAUGCAUGGGUGCUUUUGAAAAAGUGUAAAAAGGUGCAGGAGUGACGGAAUGAGGCCCUAAAAUCUCAAGCACAGUAUAACCACUGCCUACAAUGUCAAUACUAAACCAGUGCACGUACAGGAACCAAAGACACAAACCUGCUUAUGGAGAGACAGACACCCACUUAUGGACUGGUUCAGGCUCAGCUUUUAUUGGAUGUAAGUGUUUGCAGAUUUCACUGUACAAAGAAAAAAAGUGUUAUGCAUAGACAACUGGACAUGAACUUGAUGUGUACAGCAAGAAAGAAGAAAAUGGAAUUAACAUCACACCUUUUAAUAUCAAAUUUGUAUGAUUGUUUGACAACGUCUAUAAUUCAGGGCCUGGUUUUCCAAAAGCACUGUAGUAUUAUGAUUUAUCUUAUUAGAAUGGUUUCAAUGAUGAUGAUGACAGCUUUUAUGGAUAAUCCUGGCCCUGAAUUUUGUCAUGCAACACUUAACCUGGUCUUAUAUGUAACAAACUGUUUAAAUUCCUCUCCCUGAUCGAGUACAUCUAACUACAGCAGUCUGACCCUAAAUAAUGCAGAUGGACUCCGUCUGCAUCUUUCUAUCCACUUGAUUAUUUUAUAAAUGCAUAUCUACUCAUGUACAUACUGUAUUUAUAACUGUUUGUCGCUUUGUAAAUUGAUGGGCGUGUAGUGGGAAUGUACAAAUGUAAAGAUGUCCAUUUUAAUAAACAUGACUGCUUAUG
Molecule: messenger RNA, 4943 nt
Organism: Neoarius graeffei (lesser salmon catfish)
Lineage: Eukaryota; Metazoa; Chordata; Actinopteri; Siluriformes; Ariidae
Gene: tgfbrap1
Product: transforming growth factor, beta receptor associated protein 1
Exons: 12
Coding region: 138-2741 (867 amino acids)
Biological process (GO): intracellular protein transport; vesicle-mediated transport; autophagy
Cellular component (GO): membrane; cytoplasm
Source: RefSeq, a predicted model, not a curated record